Paramecium sonneborni is the source of this 786-nucleotide messenger RNA. The record is from the annotation of a GenBank genome assembly. Lineage: Eukaryota; Ciliophora; Oligohymenophorea; Peniculida; Parameciidae.
AUGUAUAGACAAAUUUCAAAUAUCGAUAAGCUAAAAUAAUAAAUGAAAUUGAAUCAACAAGUCAAAGAAUUACUGUAAAGAGGAGAGAUAGAUAUUGAAAAUCCAUAACACCUAUAACACCUUGAAGUAAUGUUUCAUAAAAAUUAGAUCAUAAUUGAGAUAUUAACUAAGGAUUAAAAAUAAAGAAAUUCAAAUGAUUUAAAUUUACUAGCUUCAGCACUUUAAUCUAUAAAAUAUUUUAAUGAAAUGAUGAAGACAACAACAAGUUUAGAUGAAAUGCUUAAUUUAUACAAAGAGUUGCAAUACAUUAAUUUACUGGUGAUAUUGGCAAAAACUUUUAUAUAAUAUUAAAAGGUAGUGUUUGGGUAUGAAAAUAAUGUAUUUUAUUUAGAUGUUAGUUGGAAGAAGCAGAUUAGGAGAUGAGAGAUUGGAUAAGUAGGAAAAGAAAUCUGAUAAAAGUUUGAUAGGAAGCAAGAAAAGAAACAUCCUCUAGGAAAAGAAUUUGAUGAACGAGAAGAAUCUGUAAUAUUGAUAACUCAUUAAGGAUGAAGAUUAAUUCGACUGUCUAGAUGAUGAAAAAAUGCUUGAAAAUAAAUAUUAAAAUAUGAUGAAAGAAAGUAAGUAAAAUAGAGUAAGGAAGUAGUUUUGGAGAAAUAGCCUUAACUAAUUCAUUACCUAGAUAAGCUACUAUUCUAUGUGCAGAAAAUUGUUAAUUUAUUAAAUUAUCAAGAGAAGCUUUUAAUAAAUUUUUAUGUAAUUUAUUUAACUAUUCAUACAUCUAGCUGA